AUGCACUGCUCCUGCGUGGGCUGGUCAGAGGGCGCUCAGUCAGCCAUCCGGGCAGCAUCGGAGUUGAAUAUUGACGGUUAGUCGCAUUUUGAUUGGCCAGUGCUGCUGGUGACGCAUUUAGUUAUUUGUCCGGCAAUGUCCACAUUAUGGGUGCUGACAUCAACCCCGUGUCUACCGACCUCUUGUCCGACGUCUCGAUUUAAUUCUCUGUAUUCCUUACACACUGUUAAUGUUAAGGUCGAUAGGUGUUGAAAUAAAAUUCGCGAUAAAUGCAACCAAACAUGUGCCAAUUUGUCUUUAAUAUUUGAAUGUGUUGUCGAAUUUGGUUUUAUUGCUUCGCGUGUUUCCCACAGCGUAAACAGGACUGUCAGGUAAUCUCAGCCACUGUACCCAGUCUCCUCAUUCCCAGACCGCCUGACUCGAGCAAGCCACCGAGAUGGGGUUGGAGAAGAGAGGCGGUCUCCGUCAAAGUCGACUCCGUCUAUUAAUUUUUUUCACUGUAAACCGAAAAUGAGCACUGCAUUGAUUAUUAGGACUGGCAAACAGUUGUUUUUUGACGUUGUGCAAACUGGCGGCAUAACACGCCCCCUUCUCUGGACCUAGGGUCAGACUGCAUGCCUCAGCCUUGAUGUGGCCCUCGGAUUACUCUCGACGGAGCGAGAUCUCCCUCAUCACCAGUGGAGUCUGGUAGGUGGUGUGCAGUUAGGGAAUUGGUAGUGUGUGGAAGGCGUAUAUAGGAUCUGCAGGGAUGUGAUCAGCCUGAUCAGUGAAGAGAUGAGGUUGAUAAGAAUAGUAACCGCAUAAUUAGUUGCGAUCAACAUGUGCGUGAAGAAUUCAGUAAAGGCGAUGUGAGCGUAACAUCGCAGUGCAGACAACGUCAACUUCUAUGACGUGGAUGCGGAUAUCUUCGGUGAGGUAUGGGGAACAUUUGUGUGGACACACAUGGAAUAUGCGGUACAGGCUUGGCGUCCGUUACUUCGGGAGGGCAUAGCUCAUCUUGAAGGUGGUGUGCAAGGACGUGCUAGAUAGCUUGUCCCUGAACUCAAAUAUUUGACGUACGAAUAGCGCCUGACAGCCUUAAACGUUUAUCGUCUACACUAUCGACAAGACGUCGAUGACCUUUUUUCAAGUUCUAAUUGCUACGGUGAAUUGACGAAUCUUCGACGUCAUGAUUGCCAACACGACAGGGAAAUACGCCGCAAAAAUCAACGCCAUAUGUCCUGACUGACUUGGUUUCACAACGCAUCCACUGUUAUCCCCAUGUAUAUAUAGUUCUUCGGUUUAUGUGAAAUUUCCUCGCCGCACUUGAUAGGGUUUGGCUUCCAACUAGUUGUGGAUUAUCAUCUACACCUGUUCUAGUCCCUGCCGGAUUUCAACUUGUCGUGUGCGUGUGUGUGUGUGUGUGUGACACUGAGAUCGGGUUGGAGAUGUGAGCGCGAUGCUUGUCACGGUCAGCACCAACUCUCAGUUUCCCACUUUAAACGGAAUUCAAACUGGUCCUGCGUGGCUCACGUGGAUGGGCCAGUGCGUCAACGCUCACUUCCGACCUCAAGCCUGCCCAUCACAGCUCCCCCCUUUCGGGUAACGCGUGACCUAGCCAUAGUUCAGUUCUCACAGCUACCACCAAUGCCUCCUUCAUUCCCAUGUGCCUACCUCUUUCUAAAAUUAUUUCAUUAUUCCAAUAUCCUAAUUCAUCACCUAGCCAAGACCACGUCCAAUUAUUAUUAGCUGGUAUACCCACAGAUGUACGCCUAAGUCCAAAGGCACAGUUGAAUUUAAACGACAAAGUAGUAUUUCAAUAGUCAAGAACAAGCAUUCACGAGGUCUGGGAGCACUGCCCUAUGAAACCAGACUGUCAACUCUCAACCUGUUUCCCUUAUAUUAACAUUUCGCAUUAUCAACUGCAUGGACUAUUGUUUAGAUCCCACAGAUUAUUUUACUCAAGCUAACACGCCCACUUUGCGCGGUCAUCCCCUAAAACUACGCGCAGGGAAAGAAAGGAUCAAUGGACGAAGGUUCUUUUUCAGUAACAGAGUAGUUGCAGCGUGGAAUGCCCUGCCUACCGAUGUUGAAGUUGCCUCCUGUGUGAAUUCUUUGAAGUGUAGACUUGACGCUUAUCAUGCUUCCCAAUCACCAGCCUCACAUCCACUCACGUAACCGGACACUAACGUGUGCGUUUGUGCUACUUGCAAUUAGGAAGUAACCGUUAAUGAUUACUAUUUUUCGGCUAGCUGGCAGCUGUCCGGCGUUAUGUACAAAAUUCCUUUUUCACCUUCUCACUUAUCAAUGGUAUUUCCCUUAAUAAACAGAAACACCCCAAUGACAAUCAGAAGAGGUCUGAUAUAUGAAGGUGGGUUGCUGUGCGACUAUCUGUGGACGCUCUAGCUCACAGCUUUGAGCAAAACGGUCUCGAACGUAUUUCGUCCUGCUUUCAAACGAUAUCCAGGUGACUUUGCAAAUCAGCAGGCCACAGCCAAUGAGAUAACUUGGCAGAAUGCGAAUUCUGGCAUCGCCUCUUCCAAAUCCACUUCAGCAACCGUUUCAGCCAGAUGACACAUCCCAAUAUUUGGGAAAAAAUAGCACAUCUUUCGGUGCAUUUAUCGCGCUUUUUAUUUUAGUACUCGUCAGCAUUAACAGAAGCAGUGUAUGAGGAGUACAGACACAGAUCAUUAAAUCUCAAUGUCAGGUGACACGAGGUUGGUGUCAGAGGACAAAUAGCCGAAUGCGCCACCAGCAGAACUGGCCAAUGAAAACGCGGCUGACCGUCGAAAUUCAAGUCUGAUGCUGUCUGGAUGGCUAACUGGUCGCCCUCUGACCAGCCGACGCAGGAGAUGGGCAAUUGGCCCAACUGCUGUAUCAAAUUCACGUCAUGUCUGGCAUCCUACAGCAGGUCCUCGGGAUCACUCCAGUCGCGGGCUGAGGGUGGAAUGCUGAGAACGAAGUCCGACGAAUGAAAGUCCAUCGCGGUAAACCUGCAGGCAGGAAGGGAUGAAAGAUGGGGGCGGAGAUAAAUACGUUGUCAACAGACGUCAGACACCUUUGCCAUGCAUAGUUUACACCAGUGUGAACACAGCACGAAGGCUUUGUCGUGUAUCCGUCACACAGAAGUAUUAUCUCCGCAAGCAUGCAUUCAGAAAUUAAUGAUCGUGAGCGACGACCGGCCGAAAUCCUCCUUCUGCAUAAAGUGCUCUAAGAUUACAUUCAUACUGAUGUACGGCACUGAUCUGCUUUCCAUCAUUCAGAAAAACUGCCCUUUGCUGCAAUUUUCGCAGGAAGUCCAGAUAGUGCAUCACUGCGGGCUGUCAUUUUGGAGAAUACGGCCGACAGAUUGACUGUCUGUUUUAUCCUGAUCUACAGGCGUGAGAUGUGUAACUACCUACAAGCCAGGUAAGAUAUUUGCAGAAGAAAAGACCCAUAUCUAGCAGGAUACUACUGCGACUUCUCAAACUCUCACUCGAGUCCGCCAUCAAGGAUCAAUGAAAACAUCGAAGGCUAUUGAAUCCCAGGACCUUGUGGGACAGACGUGCCUUAAAAGCAAUACUUUUCUGACGUGUGUGCCAAUGAGCGGUCUCUGUAUGCUAGCAUCCCCACCCAAUCUUCAGAGUGUACAAAUUGGCUAUGUAUUGUGAUCGACGGCAUCUGCGUCAGUUUUCUAUCGUAUUUCCGCUUACGACUUUCAAGGUGUAUCCAGAUCUAUAUCUACAUCAGUUUGUAUAUACACGCAAAACGAAGCCGCCAUGGAGAGCAAGCAUUUCUCUCAAGACGUCGCAAUCAGUGAUGGCGGAGACGAGGAUGGGAGGGAGGGAAUGAGCAGGAUAUUGUUGACUCGUAGGCGCCUGGCGCAGAUCGCGGAUGCUGACGGAAACUGCCUCCUCGUAGGUACCAAACAUUUGAUUUUUGCGGCGAGCCCUGCUGAGGCCGAUUCGGAAGGAGGGAGGAGACGAGCAGUCCUCAGCAUCCACCAAGUCCAUGGAGAUUGAACAUGCACGCUCUACAAUGAUUCCGAUAGGAGAAGAUGCAGUUGGAUUUUUAAAAUUGCAAAAUGCCCUAUAUUAUCUGGUACAGCAUAAAUGCAGAUACAUGUGCAAUUAGUCCAGAAAGACAGGGCGAAUCGACUUGUAACACUAUUUAACUGUGGAUGCAAUAUCAAUGAAGAAUUGCUCAAUAUUAAGAGGGCUCUGUAUUUUGUCCUACUCCAAUGCAGGUCUCUUCUCGUAGGUUCGCGUACCAGGUCGGUCGCGGUUGAUGAAAAAUGCAAUCUUGUGUCCAAAUAUAGCACGAUCUCGUAAAGGUUCAGUCUCGUCUUCGGGGCUCAGUCUGAUAUUUUCAUGGUGAUUUAAUUGAGGUCUGAGAUCUAUAGAUUUCGUGUGACCCAGCUUGACAGGAAGUGUGUAGGGCUGACCCUCAUGUCUUCCUCUUCUUCUUAUCCAUGGUACGGCUGCGAUCAUGCCUGAUCUAGCCGGCAUAAUCGAGGCUUUCUCUGCUUGUCAGUCGCAUUUAUAUAACAUCAUUCGUUCUUUCGCCUGUGUUAGAGAGAGGGAGAGGGAGAGAGCCAGCGCGAUAGAUCUCAUUUCGCAAGUGUCAUUCCAAAAUUUUCAGCAAAUAGGCCUCUAUUCACAGUGGAUAAAAAUGGGGCAUGCAAAGCAGAUACAGCUCGUGACCGGUCACAUGAAAUUUUGAUCCAAAAUCUGAAUGGAAUUUUGGGUUAGGAAGUAUUACUUAGGUGGGGUUGUAACAUCGAUUAUCAUACGGCAUAACGCUAUAGUAUUUCGGACUCGUCAGGAUGUCGCCUUUUCAAUGCACUCCUUUUCGACCUCAUGCAGAAACCACAAUCUGCAAAAAUGAUCACUUAUUCUGCAUGCAUUUUUCACAUUAAAUUUCGUCUGUGCCGAUAAAUUCAAAUAUCUUUUGUAGAAUAAGUGCACAAAAUAUGUACCAUUUACACGUUUCAUCGGUAACCACAUUGUGCUCACAUUUUUUACCCGAAAGUGUGUAUUUCAGUUUUGAAAAUGUUUCCCAAUUCCCGAAUCAUUUCGAGCCUGAUCUGCCACUGCAUUAGCGCUAGUCGUUUGCAGUCUACAAGGUGUACGCUUUCCGUGUAAGGAAAAUCACAUACUCCUCUAUGCCUUUAAGAAGAUACUAUAUGGAUUUCAUGAAAUUCUGCAAUCGAUGUGGACUAUGUUGUACAUUUCAUGAGGGGCACUGUGAAACUGAUAUGUGCCAUGCUGUAUGUAUGGACAUCGUACGGUCUUAGAAAUCUCGUAAUGCAAAACUUUGUUAAAACCGAAGGAUAAAAUUGCUUGGGGUAUAAAAUGUAAAGAGGAUGUGACCUUCUACCAAACUACUAAAAGAAAGCAUAUUUUUGCGCCUUUUCUAUAUAAUGUAUUUAAAUUUAUUUUGUCAGCGAAAAUUGAUGUAAAAAAUUCAUAUUAACCAUGUAGUCAUUUUUCAACCAGCGUGGUUUCUUCAGCAGAUUGUAAGCAAGUGCUUUAAAAUGGCGACAUUCCGUCGAGUACGAAAUUAAAUAGCGUUAUGCUGAAUGAUAAUCAAUGUUACAAUCCCACCCAAGUAAUUCUUCCCAUUCGAAGUAUUUACGCCAAUAUUUCAUGAUAUCGGUCAAUCACUGAGGUGACCAGCAGAUAAGAAGUAUGCCAGCGUAGUAUACCGACAUGGCUGAUGGACUUCGGCCGAAAUAUUCAUACAUACAGACUUUGGGCUGAGCCGAUAGACCUUAAGGAUGCAGAUGUACUCCAGGUUUGCAGUUAAUUUCUAAGGAAAUUUAAAGAGCAACGAUGACCUCAUUAUUGUACUUCAGAUAAACAAAGAGGGGAAAAUGAAUGUAUAUAAUUCGCGAAAUAGGCCGACAGAUGUAAAUAUAAGAAAAUUCCCAUGUGAAUGAAGAGUAGAAAAAAAAGAUAACUAACCUGCCCUGCGACGGUGGCGGUGGCUGGGAUGUUGUGUGGUAGUACAGUCAGCGCUUAAGGCGAGCUUGUUUGCCUGUGGCAGUCCGUUCUCCUGGUCGACAGUGUGUUAUUCUCUCACGACGCCUUCUGUCAGCCUGACACCUCCUGCCAUUUGCAACGCACGUGACAUGGCUACGUUGUGGAGACGACUUGACGCCAAUCGGCGUUGUGUCAUUUGAUAAGAAGUAGAAGCGAUCGCUGGAAUAAGAGACUUAUUCGCCCGACGCUUCGGAUUCUCCCUCGAAGCCAUCAUCAGAGGCAGUAGCAGAAACGGGUGAUUCGUGCACGGGAGGUUUCAGUAUUUAUAGGGUGCAGUCGCUAUGCCACUGCAUGCCAAUGAUAAUUAAUCGCCCUCCCCCCCCUCAUCGAGGAUUGUUGCCCGCUGGUGCGCUAAUUGCUUCAUGGACUGCAUGCAAGUUGUCAAUUGCUGAAAUCUCAUCACUCGUGUUUCAUGCUGGCGGGAUGAUUGCUCGGCCAUCUGGCUCACCGGCCUGCGGGCAGGGAGUGAAAGCAUGCACAAGGAUUGCAUCAUUCGCCAUGAUCUGAUGCUGUCUCUGAUGUGAACCUGAAAGGUCAAUUCGUAUUUCCACGGUUGCGUCUCCUCCGCCUUCCUGAAAUAAAAUAUUUAAACACAUGAUUGGACCUCGGCUUUUAAAUAUAUCUUCUCAAAGUGAGGUGGGAGGAAGCAGCGAGCGUGUACGUAGAGGGACAGCCACAACCUGCCUUUGCUCUGCACUGACCUAGACAACUCCGGAAUAAGAUGUGCAUCACAUCUACGCACAUCGCUGGAUUCUCAAUAUGCUCCUAUUAUAACAAUCAUCGUCUUGCCAUGUCUCACAUUGGUCUGGAGGAGACUAGACAAAGCAUAUAUCCCGAAUGCCAAGUAUUUUUCAGCACGACUACGCCGCAUCAUGAUGGCUUGUUGCCUAAAAUCAAGGCCAAAUGUGAUAUCUCAGCGUGUCUGUUGCCGGUCAUAUACGCUGGUUCUUCAUGUUGACCUGGACUCCUUUGGAAUUUUGAUAAGAUGAACCUUCAAAUAAGCCCCUAAUAUGCGGCAAGCCCGUUCUGAAUCCCAGCAGGAUUUUCCGGCGUGUUUGCAAGUCACUCUGCGUACUUUAAUCUUCUCCCAUUUGUCCUCUCCGUCCACCAGUGCACACUAUCAAGCAUUCUUCACACACCUUCCUAUGUGUGUCGCACGUAAAACAGAGACGUCCCAUCAUCUUAGCCAUCAGUCUACGUCCACUCCCCCUGCCUGUCGCUACUCCGUCAGCCUCAUCGGCUGGUUCGGUUAUUUGAAUGUGCCCCUACGAGACUGCGCGAUAACUAACUGUUAGCUCAUGCUCGCAAUUGACUGUGUACACGAAACCUGUACGGAAGAAUGCAGUUUAUGCCAAAGUCAAACAACUGCAGCCACGUCAAUAUUCACAACGGACAGCAAUCCACCGCCAGUCCCUUCAGUCAUUGACAAUAGUUCUGUUUGUGGAUCAUCCUCGGAGACACUUUUUGGCUCAUAUAGGCCGAGCUGUAGUUUCAGAGUCUCGGGCGACCUGCGGACUAGUUAGGAAAAUCGCAGCCAUUGGCGAACUCCACCGUGUGCCACACAGACUGAAGGCAGCACUGGCGGGGUUCGCGUGAAUCAGUUUAUUGUGAGGCAGACCUGCGCAACAUCUACCCCACUCCCUCCCUCCCACACCCACCUGGCUCCGAUGGAAAGACAAUGUCCAGAUGACCGGAGGUGGGAUCGGGUGCAAUGGUGGACAAAGCUGCAAACAGUCCGUCUAUGCGUUCGCUGACGCGAUCUGGUAAAGCAUCGGGUUGUGUGAAUGAACAUGCAUCACACAGGCGUGAGCGAUUCCUGUCCCGAAAUAUCGAGGCAUGCUGACGCAGUCACAUAUUGAGGAGUUAAAGCAACUUCGACAGGGCAAAGAUAAGAAAACUGAUGUUGUUUUGAUGGACAGAGCCGACUACAUUGCAAAAUACAGUCAAUCCUGUCGGACCAGGAACAUUUCCGAAAGGCAGAAAACCAAAAUGAUCGAACAGAUGAGGUUGAAACUCUGCCGACCGACUGUUUGAAAAGACUUCAAACGAAUGGUUUCAUUAGCGAAUACGACCUAGAGCGUCUCCCGCCUGUCGGCACGCAUAUAGCUCAGUUAUAUGGCUCGCCAGAGAUCCACAUACAUGGUACACCGAUUCUAGACAUGAGAAACUCGACGCGCCAUGCUAUAGCGAUUUGGCUAGCGGAGAAACUAAAGCCCAUACAAUACCGGCUAGCAUCACAUAGCUUUCGGUAUACCUAUGAAUUCCUUAACGGCAUGAAAAAUCUCAACCUUAACUGAAAUGUUAUGAUUUCGCUGGACGUCUCGUCUCUUUGUACGAACGUACCGGUCACAGAAAUCGUCAACUACCUCUGUGAAGCCCUUGCCUCCAAUAAUCAUGAUAUAGGAAUGCCGGUGAAUGCUCUCAAAGAAUUGCUACUGAGAUGUACCUUCAAAGUACGGCUUCUAUUUGACAACAAUCUGUAUAGACAAAUCGACGGGGUAGCUAGAGGCAUAACCCUUGGUCCGCUUUUGGCGAAUAUGUUUAUGGGCAAGCUAGAAGCUUUCGAACUUCGUCGCCAGAUCGAUGGUCUGAGAUAUUAUGAACGCUAUGUGGAUGAUAUAUUCGCAAUUGCACCUAAACAAAACGACGUUUGUGUCCCGCCGGACGACAUCAAUCAGGCGCACCCAUCAAUCAGAUUCACGCUUGAAGGAAAACAGUCCAGAUCGCUCCCCUUUCUGUAUGUGCUUUUGAGCAGAAGGCCCGCUGGUAGUAUUAAACGUAGUGUCUAUCGUAAGAAGACGUGGUCCGGACAAUACACCAAUUUUAGGAGCUUCGUACCGUUAAACAUGAAGCGCAAUUUAGUCCGCUGCUUGACACAAAGGGUAAGGAGGAUCUGAUCAGCUGAUAGCAUUGAGGUGGAACUAAAUAUUGUUGAAAAUCGCCUUCGCCGGAACGGGUACCUCGGUGGAUUCAUUGCUAAGUACAUGACCGAAAGACUACCAAAGCCCUCGAGGCUGACGGCAGACAAAAAUAAGCUUUUCCUCAGGGUGCCGUUUCAAGGGGACGCGCCAAGUGAACUUUUAACAAGGCGCCUAACUCAAUCUAUAUCACACACCUUCACGGCAGUUGACGCCGCUGUACUCUUCUCUACUAGUUCCAUCAUAUACGGAGAGGACAAGGACAAACUGUCAGGCCAGACAACCUCUGUAUGUAUUAACUCCCUCACCUGCUUCUGUGGGGCAGAAAAUAUAUUGAUGACAAUAUCAGUAAAGACAUGCCCGUGAUUUACCAUACUUCAAUGCAAGACGCAACGCAUAGCCUUGUACACCAAAUCCGGUGAGAUGGGUGCAAAGAACAGUGUCACGUCGACGAACAGUAUCGCCCCGUGAAGCUCCACUUUUGCUCGCAGGAAUUAGUGAGGAGUUGAGAUGCCGAUUUUACUGACGUCCCAGAUGCACCUGAAAGAAGAUGUGGUUUGCGAGUCAUCCCGGCUGACUGGGCUGCCGCCUAGGGCUACGAUUGGUCGAGGCGAAAGGUGGGAUUUGAGGCAGUCCCUGGCAUCUGGCUUGCGCUCAACCAGUUGCUUCUAUUUAAUGCCAUUCGUCCGACCCAUACCUGCAUUGAGUAAGAAGACCGUUUAACUGAUAACUAACAUGUCCUGAGACGGUGACGGUGGCCGCGGGAAGUUGUGUGGUACGACAGUCAGCGGUUGAGGCGAGCUUUUGUGCCUGUGGCAGCCCGUUCUACUGGUCGUCAGUCUGGUUAUUCUCUCAUGACGCCCCCUCUGGCAGCCUAACUAACACCUCCUGCCAAUUGGAUGCUGAUUGCAACGCACGUGACAUGGCCACGUCGUGGAGACGGCUUGACGCCAAUCGGCGUUGUGUCAUUCGCUGAUCUGGAUUGUAGGCGGACAAAGGUCAUGUGCGCAGGCACGCACGCACGCACGCACCGCCCUCGACGCACCUCCAAAGGUUGGGUCUCGCCUUGCUGAAACAAUUGUCGCCACUGUCUUCUCAGUCGCGUCUGCAGUCCCCUGUCACAGUAAGGGCUGCUCAACCAAUUCUCUGUCUCAGUCUUCUGUUUCCACAGCAAUCAACACCUCCUUCAUUUCCAUGUUCGUACUUCUGCGUACAACCAUUCCAUUGUGCGGUUAACUGGCAAAGGGCACUAUAAAAAAUGCAUGCUCCAUCUCCUAGCAAUUAUUAUUAUUAUCAUCAUUAAUUUUAGUGUUAUUGAUAUAGACCCAACUGUGAAAACUCGGCGCCUCGGUGGGAUUCGAACCCACGCAAUAAGGGGAAGGCUUUAGUACAGCCAACGCUCUAACCACUUGAGCUACGAGGCCCCGCCGGACGACGCGAGUUUAAUCACUGCAACGUCUGGAAUCCACCAAAUCUGAUACAGUAAGUUGACUGCCCAAGCAGGAUUUCCUAAGUAAUUCACCUAGAAUCCACCAGAUGACUAUCAGGCUCACAUAAUUCAUAGAUAUUUUGGCAGAUUUUGAAUAAUCCAUAUUGACCCAACUGUGAAAAACUCGGCACCUCGGUGGGAUUCGUACCCACGUGUCUUCCGGCGGGACCUCGUAGCUCAAGUGGUUACAGUGGCGUUUUUCAAAGAGAAUAAGAGAGCACCUUCCAGCACGGUUAGGAAAAGGCCAAAUAAAGAACGUUAACAGCUCUAUCCUCGCGCACAUGACAGACGCGGAACACUGUGUAGAUGCCGGGCAGGUCUUCUGGGUGAUUUACAAUGUCCCGUCAAGCUAUCUAAAAUAACUUGAACAGCGUCUGUUGGCAACAGUGGAGACGGUUACAAUCAGGUUGCGCAAACAAGUUCUAUGCGCGCAGAGAACUUCAUACAGGCAAGACCAUAGGCCUAAUUCACCAAGCCAGCCACCCGCAUUUAAUCACCCGUCCCAGUGUCCACCCUCCCCCUCCCCCACCUGACACUGAGGGCAAUAUUGUUUUUCGUUUCACCCAACCCCAGCUACAGAAUAACGCCUAAUCGACCACUUUUUAUUAUUACUCAUUUGGAUAGAAAUAUAGCUGUGUAGGCCUGAAGGUAACUGAAGAUACCUUCCGCCGACUACGCAUGGAAAAUUCAAAUGUGGAUUUCACGGCAGAAAUCUACAACGAGGCGUUCAUAAUAAUUGAGAAUAUGUACGUAGAAAUCGUGAACAGAGUUCUCAAUCAACUGGGAAAGCCAUCACCAAACCGAUCUGCUGCUGCUGCUUCGUUAGACAUGGAUUUGCGGCGUGGGCAAAACUGCAACACGGUGGGUCUUCUGUCGCAUCUGCAACCAAACUCUCCUAAGCCAACACUGGAGCAGAAUGGCAUUUACGAGCAAAUAAUGCCAACUGUCUAUAACGAGGUUGAAGGAAUCUUCUUCGGAGAUGCGCCAGGGGGGGACUGGGAAAAUGUUCCUACUAAGACUGAUUUUGACAGCAAUAUGAUCCAAAAAUGACAUAGCCUUAGCACUUGUCUUCACCGGAAUAGCUACAACCCUGCUACCCGGCGGAAGGAUUGCCCAUUCCGCUUUGAAAUUGCCGUUGAAGGUGCAAUUAAUUGAAACUCCCACCUACAACAUUUCCGAGGCAUUCAGCACGGAAAAGUACCGCAGAAAUGUAAACUUAGUGUUUGAGUUAAAUGCACUAUGGCUCGAGGCCCAUGGUCGAACACUGCAAGAUUUGCGCGGAAACAGCAAACCACUUGGGGAUGUGCUGCUACUGUUUGCAGGAGACUUCAGGCAAACACUGCCUGUAAUUCAUGGACCGACACCAGCGGACGAAAUAAAGGCCUGCCUGAAAACCUCGUACUUUGUGGCGCCACGUCCAGACGUUAACUACAAAUAUGCGUGUCCAGCUGCAAACCGACCGAUCAGCUGAAAUAUCCUCACACAAAUUGCUGACAAUUGGGAACGGAGCGGUGCCGGUUGAUCCGACUUCGGGACGCAUUUCACUACCUCUUAUCUUCGGCAGUUUAGUGUUGUCGAAAGAAGAGUUAGUUGACAAGGUAUUUCCCAAUAUUCAAACCAAUUAUACGAAUCACGAUUGGCUGAGCGAACGAGCUAUUCUUGCAGCCGAGAACAAAGAUGCGUACCAUUUUAACCACGUUAUUCAGUCUAGGAUUUAAAGCGAGGCAAUCACAUGCACGUCCGUCGACACUGUUGUGGAAGCAGAGGAGGCAGUUAGUUAUCCAACGGAAAUUUUGAAUUCGCUGGAUCUGCCAGGAAUGUCGCCGCACGUACUGCAAUUGAAAAUCGGCGUACCGAUUGUCAUCUUACGUAAUGUCAACUAGCCGAAGGUUUGAAACGGCACGCGGCUUACAGUAAAAAGAUUAAUGCAGCAACGUCGCAGAAGCGAAUAUGUUGAGAGGGCCUUCCAAAUGUGAACAUUUCCUUAUUCCUCGCAUUCCACUAAUUCCAACCUAUACGCUAUUUCAGUAGGGGAGACUGCAAUUACCGAUUCGAUUGGCGUUUGUAAUCACCAUCAAACAAAGCUCAGGGCUAAUCUUUAGAAUUGUGCGGUUUGGAUCUGCCAACUGAUUAUUUCUCACAUGGCCAAUUAUACGUUGCGUGCUCCCGAGUACGCAAACCAGACAAUCUUUGUGUCUGCACAGACAAAGCAGAGGCAAAAAAAUAUUGUAUACCCACAAGCAUUGUGAAAUUAAACAUAUUAUAAACGCGUUCCCUUCGUCUUUUCUUUCUUUUAGAUUUAAUCAGACUGAGCCACAGCAACCCGUGGCGGGGACCAGCUAG
Spirometra erinaceieuropaei is the source of this 12752-nucleotide messenger RNA. NCBI's taxonomy places the organism in Eukaryota, Metazoa, Platyhelminthes, Cestoda, Diphyllobothriidea, Diphyllobothriidae. The record is from the annotation of a GenBank genome assembly.